AUCUAGAGACACCCACAUCACCCCCAUACAAAGGAGAGAGAAAUUAGAAGAGAAGAGAGAGAUAGAGGAACAGAGGGAGAGACACCUCCCACUUUCCUCAGAUUCAUCCAAAAAUUAUUCACAAUUUUUUUGUUUGCAUUACAUAAUACAGGAUCCAAACAACACCUAAGCUACUUCACCACCCUCCUUUUUUUUUUUUCUAACUUCCUUUCUUUUUCCAAACAAUUGUUUUUCCUAAAAGGCUACUCUCCAACAAAACCAUUAAAGAUAACCCUUUUAUUUUUUUUAUUUUUUUAUUUUUGUAUUUCUGAGUUCCAUUGAUGGAUCUUUCUUAACAACUCAAAGUUCUUAACUUUCCUUUUCAGGGUCUUGGUAACGUUAAAUUUCUCUCUUCAUUCUCCUUAAUUUGCCUGCAUUUUCAAAUUUUGGAGCUCAGAUUUUUGUGGGUUUCUUUUAAAUAGUUUCUAUUUAUACCCCAAAUCAUCAAUUUGUUUCAAAAUUUAGGAGAAUUUCUUUGAUUUUUUUAUUAUCAUUGUUGUGUUUCUUUCUUUGAAACCCUUUUUGAAUUUGAAGCAAAAUUAGAGGGAGAUUGAGGUGGUUUAGGGUUACUUUAAUUCAAAUUCUUGGCAAUCAGAUCUGACUUUAUACCCAUAUGUAUCACCUUUAUUGUUGAUAAAUUCUGUGGAAUUUUGGUGAUUCAUUUCUCUAAUUUAGCAACUUUAAGCUUUAUUGUUGUAUGUUCUUGGUGUUAGAUUAGGUAAUAAUCAUGGGAGUUACUUAUUCUGAAAGAUCUGUUAUUUUUUUGGUGUAGCAUUGUAAUUUCUGUAAAUUUUGUAUCUGGGGUUUCUGUUUUUAUGAUGUACUAUUUGAUAUUAAGUUUGUGAUGGGGAUCUAUAAUAUUGGGGGCUCUUCAUGGGAUGUGGGUUUGGUGAGUUUGGAUUGAAUUUACAUGAUAUUAUUCAGUUAAAGAAUUCAUCAUGUUGAAGCAAAUUCUUAGCAAGAUUCCUAGGAAGCCCUUUAAAUCUGAUAAUGGAGAACCUAUAUUGAACAACAAUUUGAAUGGCUCGGGCAAUGGCACUCCGAGGGCACGGAAUGGCAAUGCUGCUUCGGGCAAAGCGAAUGCCACGAAGCGCACGUCUUCUGCUGUGUUCCCGACGAGUGUGGUUGCCGGAAUUGAGCCCCUUGUGUCUUUCAAGGAUGUGCCUAAUUCGGAGAAGAUGAAUUUGUUUUUGAGUAAGUUGAAUCUUUGCUGUGUGACAUUCGACUUCUAUGACCCUAGUAAGAACACUUCAGAGAAGGAUAUUAAGCGGGAAACCCUGAUUGAACUCGUUGAUUUUGUUGCUGUGGGGCCGCCUUCAAAGUUCCCCGAGCCUGCUAUCUUUGCCAUGUGUAGGAUGUGUUCUGUUAAUCUAUUUCGGGUCUUCCCACCGAAUUAUAGGUCUGGUGGAGGUGGUGCUGAAAAUGAUGAUGAUGAACCCAUGUUUGAUCCUUCUUGGACACACCUGCAAAUUGUUUAUGAUUUGCUGCUUAAGUUUAUUACUUCACCAUCACUUGAUGCAAAGGUAGCAAAAAAAUACAUAGACCACUCAUUCAUAGUGAAGGUGCUUGAUCUCUUUGAUUCCGAGGAUCCUCGGGAAAGAGAAUGUCUCAAGACUAUCCUUCAUAGGGUCUAUGGUAAAUUCAUGGUCCACAGACCAUAUAUUCGGAAGGCUAUGAGCAAUAUAUUCUACCGGUUUGUGUUUGAGACUGAGAAACAUAAUGGAAUUGCAGAACUGUUGGAAAUCUUUGGGAGUGUUAUUAGUGGGUUUGCCUUGCCCUUGAAAGAGGAGCACAAGAUACUUUUGUGGAGAGCUUUGAUUCCUCUGCAUAAACCAAAAUCUCUGGGUGUCUACUUUCAGCAGCUGUCGUACUGCAUUACGCAGUUUAUAGAUAAGGAACCAAAGGUAACGAGCACCGUGAUAAAAGGUUUGCUAAAGUACUGGCCAAUUACAAACAGCCAGAAGGAGGUUAUGUUCUUGGGUGAGUUGGAAGAGAUAUUGGAAGCCACCAACAUGCUUGAAUUCCAAAAGAUCAUGAUUCCAUUGUUUUCACGGAUUGCGUGUUGUAUCAACAGCUAUCACUUUCAGGUGGCUGAAAGGUCGCUGUUUCUAUGGAACAAUGAUCAAAUCCUUAACCUAAUUGGACACAACCGUGGGGUGAUACUUCCCAUAAUCUUCCCAGCCUUGGAGAGGAAUACUCAGAGCCAUUGGAACCAGGCAGUGCUCAACCUAACCUUGAAUGUCAGAAAAAUCUUUCAGGAAAUGGAUGAGCCGCUCUUUCUCGAGUGUCAAAUGCAGUACAGGGAAGAUGAGGCAAAGCUAUCUGUAAUAGCAGAGCAGCGGAAAGAGAAUUGGGAACGCCUAGAGAAUGCCGCUGCCCGUCUCCAGCCGAUAACAGGAAACAUCGCUGUUCUUGUAACGCCUUCAGUCGCCUGCUAGUCUGAUUUGGUAAAACUUAAAAUCUGUACUUGUGUAGUAGUUUGGUUCUCUUUUCUACUUGUUUUUGACCUCAUCCUUUCUUCGUUAUGGGUUUGGAAGUGUUGUUUAGUUUGGGGGGAGAACCAGAAGGAAAUGUAUGAGAAGUGUAAAGGCUAUUUUUCACAUGGGCACUUUUUUAAUGGAUUGCCCAAGUGAGUAGGGUCUGUUGCUGUAAUUUGUUUUUGAUGAUCUUGUGAUGCUUUCUCUUUGAUGUCAA
Beta vulgaris subsp. vulgaris (sugar beet) is the source of this 2733-nucleotide messenger RNA. Its product is annotated as serine/threonine protein phosphatase 2A 57 kDa regulatory subunit B' kappa isoform. Gene Ontology annotation, cellular component: protein phosphatase type 2A complex. Lineage: Eukaryota; Viridiplantae; Streptophyta; Magnoliopsida; Caryophyllales; Amaranthaceae. Gene Ontology annotation, biological process: signal transduction. Gene Ontology annotation, molecular function: protein phosphatase regulator activity. Bases 978 to 2477 code for a protein of 499 amino acids. The record is from RefSeq and is a predicted model, not a curated record. The transcript has 2 exons.